Molecule: messenger RNA, 2116 nt
Organism: Diachasma alloeum
Lineage: Eukaryota; Metazoa; Arthropoda; Insecta; Hymenoptera; Braconidae
Product: dnaJ homolog subfamily C member 2
Exons: 3
Coding region: 108-1991 (627 amino acids)
Biological process (GO): regulation of translational fidelity; 'de novo' cotranslational protein folding
Cellular component (GO): cytosol
Molecular function (GO): ribosome binding; Hsp70 protein binding
Source: RefSeq, a predicted model, not a curated record
ACAGGCCUCGUUGAUCGUGCAAACCACCCCGUGCGUUCGCUCCUCUCAGCUUAAAUGUUUCAUUGAAAAUUCGGUUCUUUAUCAAGUGAACUCGGCAGUUAUCACACAUGGACACGACCCUGACGGCCCCGGAGGACCAGCCGGAGCACGAGUGCACAAUAUUCAACACCAUCUCACAGCUCCGUAAAAUCGACGUGCAAUUAGCGGGCCCAGUAGUCCUCCACGCGAUAACCCACACAACCCGUCUAAAGUCUCGCUUCGAGCGCAACUCGAUAAACAGUAAAACCCCCGAAUCAACGGACGACGAAGACGAGGAGGAGAAUCUCAUAGAAGACGAUCUCGACUACUUGCGCUCCCUCGACCCAAAAGAAUGGAAGAACCAGGACCACUACGCAGUCCUGGGUCUCAAGAAGCUCCGCUUCGAGGCCUCCGAGGACAUGAUAAAACGCGCCUACAAACAGAAGAUCCUGAAGCACCACCCAGACAAGCGUAAAGCAAUGGGCGAGGAGAUUCGUCCAGACGACGACUACUUCACAUGCAUAACCCGCGCCUGGGAGAUGCUGGGGAAUCCCGUGAAGAGACGAAGCUACGACAGCACAGAUCCGUUCUUCAACGACGAUCUCCCAGACGAGAAAGACGCUAAAGUGGAGUUUUACGAGACAAUGGGAAAGACGUUUGAGGCGAAUGCGAGGUGGUCGGUGAAGCAGCCAGUCCCCAAGCUUGGAGAUCCAGACACACCACGUGACAAAGUAGAGAGAUUCUACUCCUUCUGGUACGAUUUCGAUUCCUGGAGGGAGUACUCUUACCUAGACGAGGAGGACAAGGAGAGUGGCCAGGAUCGUGACAUGAGAAAGUGGAUCGAGAAGAAGAACAAAGCGACGAGGGCUAAGCGAAAAAAGGAGGAGAUGCUGAGGAUUCGUACACUGGUGGAUGUGGCCUACAACGCAGACCCCAGGAUCAAGAAAUUCCAGCAGGAGGAUAAGGACAAGAAGACGGCUGUCAAGAGGGCUAAGCAGGAGGCGGCGAAGGCCAGACAGCUGGAGGAGGAGAGGCUGGCCAAGGAGGCUGCUGAGAAGGAGCGCGAGGAGAGGAUCAAGAGGGAGUCCGAGGAGAAGGCGAGGCAGGACGCGUUGAAGCAGGAGCGCGAGGCGCAGAAGAAGGCGCUCAAGAAGGAGAGGAAGGCCCUGAGGGACUUGUGCAAGUCGCAGAACUACUUCUCGGAGAGUCCGGCAGAGAGCAUAAGGCACAUGGAGUGCGUCGAGAAGUUCUGUGAGCUGUUCAAGCUCAAUGAGCUUGAGGAGGCGACGAAGGAGAUCCAGCGGGACGGGAGGAGUGGAUUUCUGAAGAUUGUCGCCGAUACUGAGAGUAGGAUCAAGGCCGAGCGGAGGGCGCAGGUGACGAAUCACUCGGAUGUUAGGAAUAAUUCACACGAGAAGCAGAGUAAAGGGGGCUCUGUGCCAUGGGGCGAGGGGGAUCUGCAGUUGCUGAUUAAAGCUGUCAAUCUUUUUCCCGCUGGGACCAAUCAACGCUGGGAGGUGGUUGCCAACUUUAUCAAUCAGCAUGCGAAUAAUGGGAUGACGAGGAAUGCGAAGGAGGUUCUGGCCAAAGCGAAAGAUCUGCAGUCGACGGACUUCAGCAAGUCGAGUAUGAAGGAACAGGCUAAUAAGAAUGCUUUCGAUAAUUUCAUUGCUGAGAAGAAGAGCAAGGAGGCCAUCGAUGAGAGAAUGCCUGCUGUCACGGAGAGGUUGGAUCCUCCUGUUGCCAGCAAUGGACCUGGGAAUAAUGCGGGGAAGGAUCAGCCGUGGACGCCCGCGGAACAGCAGCUACUGGAACAGGCACUCAAGACUUACUCCAGCACAACUGGACCUGAGAAGUGGGAUCUCAUUGCUGGAUGCAUACCUAGUAGGACUAAGAAGGAGUGCAUGAGGCGAUACAAGGAGCUCGUGGAGCUGAUCAAGGCGAAGAAGGCAGCCCAGAAUAUCAAACAAUAGCCAACAGUGAUUGUGUGUGCCUGAAUUGAAUGUAUUUUAGAUAAUGGAGGAGAGGAUCAAUAAAUAUUCCGGCACACUGUAUAUCGGCUUGUAAAAUAUUAGCAAAUACAAUAAAUUUCAAAUGA